Molecule: messenger RNA, 1512 nt
Organism: Saccharomyces mikatae IFO 1815
Lineage: Eukaryota; Fungi; Ascomycota; Saccharomycetes; Saccharomycetales; Saccharomycetaceae
Gene: ATE1
Product: arginyltransferase
Exons: 1
Coding region: 1-1512 (503 amino acids)
Biological process (GO): protein arginylation
Cellular component (GO): cytoplasm
Molecular function (GO): arginyl-tRNA--protein transferase activity
Source: RefSeq, a predicted model, not a curated record
AUGUCCGGUAGAUUUGUUAUUUGGGCACCUUCGAUGCAUAGUGAACCUGCUGCCAAGUGUGGAUAUUGUCAUGGCAAUAAGGGAGAAAACAAGGACCAGUUGUUUGCAUUGGAUUCAUGGGCCCAUCGCUACAUGGAUAAAAUGGACGCUAUAGAAAUAGAAAACUGUACAAUGGGCUCUUUUGUGGAACAUAUGGACAUGGACACAUAUGACCGUUUGUGUAAUAUGGGAUUUAGACGGUCCGGUAAGUUCCUUUACAAAGUGGACCCACUAAGAAAUUGUUGUAGAUUAUACACAAUUAGAACCACUCCUCGAGAAGUCGCCAUGACGAAAGAAUUGAAGAAAUGUGUUAGCCGUUUUGCCAAUAGGAUAACCGGCGGUGACUGUUGUUCGGCUGCUCUUCCAAGCAGUGAUUUUGUUGGUAGAAUUGUUGAUGCAGAGUUGAAUUCCAAGGCAUUCCAUACCAGAUUUGAGCCCGCACUCUAUAGCGACGAAAAGUAUCAGUUGUUUGUCAAAUAUCAGGAAAAUGUACAUCAAGACUACAAGAAUUCACCCAAGUCUUUCAAACGAUUCUUAUGUGAUACGCCGUUUGGUCCCGAAGAGGUGUUGGGGACACAAGAAUCGUGGGAGCAGCUGAACAAUUGGCAGAGUAUGAAGCCAGGCGAGAAACUGAAGCAUGUGGGACCUGCCCACGAAUGUUACUACCACGAAGAUAAAUUAAUCGCCAUUGCUGUAUCAGAUAUCUUACCCAGUGGUAUAUCUUCUGUGUACUUUAUCUGGGAUCCAGAUUACAGUAAAUGGUCUCUAGGAAAGCUCAGUGCUUUACGUGACCUUGCCAUUAUUCAAAAGACAAAUCUGCAAUACUACUAUCUGGGGUAUUAUAUCCAGGACUGCCCCAAGAUGAAUUACAAGGCAAACUACGGUGCAGAAAUUUUGGAUGUGUGUCAUGGUAAAUACAUCCCAUUGAAAAGUAUUGAAAAUAUGAUCUCUAGAGGCAAACUCUUCGUCCUAGGUGAAAAGAAGGCAAAAGUUUCCAAAGAGCUUUACCUCGCUGAUACUGAUACUAGAAAAUUGCUUAGCUUUCCCACGGAUAACGCUGUCAAGUACAAGAACAUUGCCGAAGAGAUAUACGGUGCUGAGGGAUGUGCAUUUGAAUCCGCCAACGAAUCUGCAUUGGAAUUGAAAGAACUCUAUGGUAUACCGUAUGAAGAGGAAGAUUUGGAUACCAUCUACCAUCUGAAAGAACAGAAUACCCAUUUUCCAAGUGGUAUUCCCAAUGUGGUACCUGGAUUGCUCCCGUUGUGGGAACUGUUGGACAUUAUGCAAUCAGGUAAGAUUACUGACCUGGAGGGAAAACUACUCUUGUUUGAAAUUGAAACGGAGGGAAUUCGGCUUUUGAUGAACUUUUAUAAUGAGCCACCCACUGUCAAGAAACGUAUCUGUGAUGUGAUACGAUUGUUUGGCUUCGAAACUUGCAUGAAGGCAGUCAUUUUAUAUAGUGAGCAAAUGUAA